AUGCCUGGCAUCAUCGAGUCGACCACCAGCCACGGCGCUGCCUCGAACGGCAAUGGGCAGAAUGGAGCACACCCAGCGCUGUCUGUCCCUGUCCUGAUUGUGGGCGGUGGUCCCACUGGCUUGCUCACUGCGUACAUGUUGUCGAAAUUUGGAGUGAGGUCUCUCCUUGUCGAGAAGUACCCUGAGCGCUUGGCUGCCCCGAAGGCGCACGCGCUCAGCCCGAGGAGCUUGGAAAUAUGCCGCCAGUUCGGCCUCGACACAAAUGCCAUGCGCAAGCUGGGAUCGCCCAGGGGUGAUUCUUACUGGGUCAACUUCCUGACCAACCUGAGCGGCGAGCGCAUCGGCUUGCUGCCGUAUGAACGCAUGGACAAGGAGGUUCUGGACUGCACCCCGGAGAUGAUUCACAACAUUCCCCAGCCGGACUUUGAAAAGUUCGUCGCAGACGCCUUGGAGAGCGACCCCAAUGUCGAGAUUCGGAAAGGCGUCGCCUUCGUCUCGUGCGAGGAGAGGGCCGACGAGGUGUUCUCGACUGUCGAGGAGCGCUCGACCAAGAACCGAUGGCAAGUCAAGUCAAGGCACGUGGUUGCCUGCGACGGUACUCGAAGUCAAGUGCGGAAUUUCCUCAGGAUCGAAUCCGAGGACGAGACUAUGAUGACGAUACACUUCAAGGCCGACCUGCGGCGCGUCGUUGGUGACCGUGUCGGCAUGCUGCACUGGAUAACCGACCCAGCCUGCUCUGGAUUUGUCAUCGCCUACGAUCUCGGGGGGAACCAGGUGCUCAUCAGCAACUUUGAUUCCAAGCGACACCCGGCAGAGACCUGGACCCAGGACCUCGCCCGCUCUACCGUGUCCGCGGCAGUUGGAAAGGACAUUCCUCUCGAGAUCCUGAGCUACAGACCGUGGCUGUUGAGCCGAAAGGUCGCCAGGGAAUACCGUCACGGACGCGUCUUCCUGGUCGGCGACGCCGCGCACUCAUUCCCCCCCACGGGCGGCCUCGGUCUCAACUCGGGUCUCGCCGAUGCCCACAACCUUGCCUACAAGAUCGCCGCUGUGCAUCAGGGCUGGGCCAAAUCCUCGCUGCUCGACUCGUAUGAAGACGACCGCCGCCAGAUUGCCAUUGUCAACUCCGCGCAGAGUGUGAAGAACGGCAAGAAAAUCUUCUCGUUCCUCAAGACGCUCGGUACUGCAGGCAUCGAUGACGUAGAGCAGGCUCGAGCGAACUUGCACAGGUCGAUCCACGACCCUGCUAAGCAGGGCAUGAUUGAACGGGAGGUUGAAGGGCAGCGGGAGCACUUUGACAACCUGGGAAUCCACAUCGGCUAUGUAUACGGAGACAAGGAGACUCCCACGAGCGCGUCCAGCUUCACACCAAAGUUCGUUACCGGUGCUCGGCUCCCCCAUGCCUGGAUCAAGCUUCGCGGCUCGACCGCCGCCCUGGAUCUACCUCCUGUUGACGUGAGCUACGUAUCGGAAUUCACAAAGGACGACAUUGCAGCCCGGAAAUACUCAACGCUUGAUCUCGUGGACAUGGACAACUUCACGCUGAUCGUGUCGUCUAAGGCGGCUUGGGCCGAGCGGUUCCAGCAGCUGCAGGACGCAUUGGAUGAGAUCAACGGGCAGCUGCAGCUACGGGCCAUGGACGCGGACUUUGAGUUUGUUGACGCCAAACAGCUAGAGCUGUUCGAGGAGGGCGCUCACUUCUCGGAGGGUGGCGCUCUGCUCGUGCGGCCGGACCAGCACUUGCUAGGCUGCCCGGGCCCUCAAACAUCGGCGCGAGACUUGGAGUCACUCAUCCGGAGCCAUCUGGGACUAUAG
Emericellopsis cladophorae is the source of this 1815-nucleotide messenger RNA. Its product is annotated as FAD binding domain-containing protein. The record is from RefSeq and is a predicted model, not a curated record. Lineage: Eukaryota; Fungi; Ascomycota; Sordariomycetes; Hypocreales; Bionectriaceae. The transcript has 8 exons. The coding region runs from base 1 to 1815 and encodes 604 amino acids. Gene Ontology annotation, molecular function: FAD binding.